GUUUGUUUUAUUAAACUAUUUGUCGUUUCCUGUGCAUCUCGCACUUUGUUUGCAUCAGUAGAGCAUUGUUCAUUCACAUCCAUUUUAGGAAUAAACAAAAGGUUAUAGAAUAAUCUAUGUUUUUAUGCUUAUCUUAUAGCUGAAGCCUCCAGGAAUAUAAAGAAGGGAUCCAGGUUAGUCAUUUGAAUUCCACAUUGCUAUUAACAAUUAAAUGAUCUUCCUCUCCUUUCUUUCAUGACCAUUCUGUUCCCAUUUGCGAAGCUUGUAAUUCACUGACAAAAUCAUGAUGGCAUGAGAGCUGAUGCAGUCUAUUAUGUUCUCGAUUGAACAUAAAUCUAUUCACUUCCUGUUUGUGCUUGUAACCCCGUGGAGGAUGUACACCCAGAAGACAUAUAGCCACGAAAUGAUUAGGUCGAACGACGAACUGACUAGCGGUGACAACUUUGAGCUCAACAAUCUUCACUCUCGAGUACUCAGUGCGCCACAGCCUUGGAAUGCUGGAAUCUCUGCCCAGCCACCAACCAUGGGCUUAUGCUUGCGGUCCGAGAACUUUGGACCUGCUAAAUCAUCGAGUACUACAAUGUUGAGCUGUUUCGAAUCACCGGCUUCUGCUUUCUAUGCAGCCGAGCACUGCAUGGGAUUUCAACAGCGUGGAUGUGAUGUUAGCACUUCAUCUGAUUGCUCACAACCGUCUAAAGCAUGUGAUACUGAAUUCCCUCUAUACCGAUCUUCCAGGGAGAGUUUCACAAUCAAUUUUCGAGAUCAGUCAGACCCCUUUAUUGAGUUGAAAGAGCAAGCAAUUGCAAAGUCUCCUUGCAGCAAUGAGUAUGAUAGAGCUGCUGAGAAAUGCUAUAAAUUCGAAUACACCAAUUCGCAGCAGAGCAAGGUUCUUGCUCAUAGACAAGACAAAUUGCUCAGGGACAACGCAGCCUCCAUCUGGAGGUGUCUCUCGAGUCCCUCCACUGCGAAAAGGGACCAAAAGGUCUCUUGCAGUUCAUCAGGUCAUCUGCUGUCACAACUCAGCUUCUCUUCUCAGUUGGAAAAACAGCCUUCAAAUUUUCCUUCUGCAAAUGCCUCGCCAACAGUAUCCGUUCUCUCAAAUAAAAUGAGAAUUAGGUGGACUCAAGAUUUGCACGAGAAGUUCGUUGAGUGUGUAAAUUGCCUCGGGGGUGCUGAAAAGGCAACUCCGAAGGCUAUCUUGAAGCUGAUGGAUUCAGAUGGAUUAACAAUUUUUCACAUUAAAAGUCAUUUGCAGAAGUAUCGAAUUGCAAAAUACAUGCCAGAUUCUGCAGAAGGAAGGACUGCUAGAAGAACUAACUCAAAUGAAGUUCCCCAGAUCGAUAUCAAAAAUCUGCAAAUAAGAGAGGCGUUACAACUGCAAUUGGAUGUGCAAAGGCAUCUUCAUGAACAACUUGAGAUUCAGCGGACUUUGCAGUUGCGAAUUGAAGAGCAAGGGAGACAACUGAGGAUGAUGUUUGAUCAGCAACAAAAGUCAAGCAAUUGUCCCUCCAAGAGUGAAAGUAUGAAUAGUCUCGAAGAUGUUCAUUUCUCAGCGACAGAAGGUCUUCAAAAUACUCAUAAUACUCAUUUCCCAUCCAAAAUAAGUUAGCUGCCCAAUAGCGCAAUUUCUUGGUCUACCAUUCACUACAGUCCCAGUCUCUUCCGGCCGGGGAAGAAAGGAAAAAGUGAAUCAGAAGCUGCUAAACAGCAUGAUAAAGAAAAAAUUAUGUCAAUGUGGAGGAAUAAGGAAGAUGAAGGGACUCAUUCCUUCUGCUGAUACUAUCUGCGCAACCAAUUGCUAUGGCAAAGAAAACAAUGGUUGUCAAGACUGAAUAGCUGUUCUUGGCCUACUGCAGUGUACCCACUAUAAAUUGAAUGUAACAGGAAAUGCUUUAUCUUAAUUUGGAGCUCUGUAAGGCCAAAGAAUUAUCUCAUAUGUGUUGAUUUAGGGAAGUGUGUUUCUCUGUGUAUAGUGUCUCAAAAUUUAUAUCCAAAAGGUGGGAUCUUACUAAGAA
Molecule: messenger RNA, 2015 nt
Organism: Syzygium oleosum
Lineage: Eukaryota; Viridiplantae; Streptophyta; Magnoliopsida; Myrtales; Myrtaceae
Product: myb family transcription factor RLI1
Exons: 7
Coding region: 302-1609 (435 amino acids)
Molecular function (GO): DNA-binding transcription factor activity; DNA binding
Source: RefSeq, a predicted model, not a curated record